Scomber japonicus (chub mackerel) is the source of this 876-nucleotide messenger RNA. RefSeq names its product opsin-5-like. Gene Ontology annotation, cellular component: membrane. Gene Ontology annotation, molecular function: G protein-coupled receptor activity. Lineage: Eukaryota; Metazoa; Chordata; Actinopteri; Scombriformes; Scombridae. The annotation marks the transcript as partial. Gene Ontology annotation, biological process: G protein-coupled receptor signaling pathway. The transcript has 4 exons. The record is from RefSeq and is a predicted model, not a curated record.
GUGGACGGGUUCUUCACGCUGGUGUUCGGUCUGAGUAGCAUCAACACGCUAACAGUGAUUAGCAUCACACGCUACAUCAAAGGAUGCCACCCGAGCAGAGCUCGUCACAUCAACAGGAUCAGCAUCUCCGCCUGUCUGCUGCUCAUCUGGAUCUCAGCCGGGUUCUGGUCCGGAGCUCCGCUGCUCGGCUGGGGGAGUUACACAGAUCGGGGCUACGGGACGUGUGAGGUGGACUGGGCGAAGGCGAGCCAUUCGGCGCUGUAUCGGUCGUACAUCGUGUCGAUCCUGGUGUUCAGCUUCCUGCUGCCGGUGCUCAUCAUGCUGUUCUGUUACGUUUCCAUCAUCAACACGGUGAAGAGAGGAAACGCGCUGUCAGCUGACGGAGACCUGAGCGACCGCCAGAGGAAGGUGGAGAGGGACGUCACCAUCGUUUCCAUAGUGAUCUGUACAGCCUUCAUCCUGGCCUGGUCUCCGUACGCUGUGGUCUCCGUCUGGUCGGCGUGCGGUUUCCACGUUCCGAACCUGACGAGCAUCUUCACGCGUCUGUUUGCUAAGUCUGCGAGCUUCUACAACCCGCUCAUCUACUUUGGCCUCAGCUCCAAGUUCAGGAAAGACGUGGCGGUGCUGCUGCCGUGCGCCGGCGACGCCAAAGACGCCGUCCGGCUGAAACGUUUCAGACCGAAGAACGACGGACGUCUCCGAGCUCCUCUGAACCGCACCGAGAAGAAGUACGCCCCCGUGCACCUGCCCCAACCCCCCGACCCGGCUCAGGGGGGCCUGCCCUGCACGCCGCCGCCGGCCAAUAGGGAGGUGUUCUACAUCGACAAGCCCCACCCAUCUGAGACCGGGCCAGAGUUUGAGUGUGAAAGACUGUAG